AUGAAAUUUAUUACUACAAAAGAAUAGACUAAAGUUAAAUUGUAAUUAUUUUGUUUUUUGAUUUAAAAGCAAAUAUUUUUGAUUAUUCAAAAGGUUAUCGCUUUAAGUAGCACAAGUGCUAUCUUUUAUUCAUAUCCAGAACUAAUUUCUCUCAAUUAAAUUAACCUACUGAGUAGCUUUUCAUAGAGUUUCUAAAAUAAUAACAGCAUUUAUUUAUUUUCUUCAAAUAGCGUAUAAAAAUUAGAUUUAGAGUUAAAUAAAGUUUCUUUUGUUUACUAAACGCCGAAUUGCCUAUAUUUUGCCUACUCUAAUUCUAGUGCAUUAUGCUAUUAUAACUAGUACCUAAAUAUUUUUAAUUUAUAUAAUUAAAAUGUAAAAGUAUAUAAAAUCAAGUCUGAAAUAAUAGUUGAUUUUCUUCCGUACUAGUUUAAUCUAAAGCCACCCCCUCCUCCUGAUUUCCCUCUUCCUAAUAAUCCUUUUGAUCCUUCCUAACCAACUGAUCCUUCAUAGAUUGAUCCUUCAUAGACUAAUCCUUCAUAGAUUGAUCCUUCAUAGACUGAUCCUUCAUAGAUUGAUCCUUCAUAGACUGAUCCUUCAUAGACUGAUCCUUCAUAAACAACGGAUCCUUCGUAAACAACGGAUCCUUCAAUUCCAUCUUCUCCUCCUCCUUUACCACCACCCCCACCAUAGAUUGAUUCAUUAGGAUGUACCAUAAUAUAUGGAAGUUAAUAUGUAUAAUUUACUAAGUAGACUUUAAGCUUGGUUUAGAAAAAUUUUUUAGGUGAAACCUUUUUAAGCUAAAAUUAAACUUAAAGGAUAAAUCCAAUCAAUUAAGUUUUUGAUUUAAAAAAUAUUAAUCAAACAGUAAUUACAUUCUCUGAUGGAAGUAUUUGGUUCAUAGAUUGGAAUAAUAUAACUUUUAUUUACAAAAACUUUAACUUUGAUUAAAAUUUUUAAAUUUUAAAUUGCAUUGAAUAUGAUCAAAAAGCAAGGUUAAUUGUAAUAAAAGCAGAUAAUUUCAAUGGUAUUUAUUAGUCUGCAAUAAUAUGCGCUAAUCUUACGUUUAACUAAACUGAAAAUAGUGUAUUCUUUUAAUAUGAAUAGCCUCAUUUUGUCAAAAUGACUUCUCAAAUUAUUGAUCACUUAAUGCUCAAUGAUUAUAAUUCAAUAAUACUUACUUCAUUUGAAGGAUAUGAAAUUGUGAAUAUAAGCGGACAAAUAAGUUAGUAAGUAACAUAAAGUGAUCAAAAUAUUUUUUAUUCUUCCGUAGAUCUGAAUAAUCAGCAUAUCUAUCAUUUAAAAUUUGUUAACUAGAAUUAGGCACUUGUGUAUAACUUGCUUAAUAAUAAUUUAAAUAUAUAUAAGAUAAAUUUCAAUUUAACUCAUAUUUGGUAAGAUACUACUAAUUUAUAACUUUAACUAGAUCCUCUAGAUUAAACAGAUAUUUAAAUCAAAAGAAACUUAAUAAACAUUUUGAAUGAUGAAAAAUUAAUUAUUGCAUAUAAAAACUAAUUAUGGCAAUUAACGUUUUAGUAACAGCUAAAAUACUAAAAUAUAAUUUAUAGUAGUUUUGCAGAUAAUAAUGAUGCUUAUUAUAUGGGUGGUAUCUAAAAUGUACUUUAUAAUUCAGAAAGAAAUAUUGUAGCUAUCAUUUUUAAAACUGGAUUUAGAAUUCAAUAAUUGCAAGGAUAAAAGCAAGUUUUUGAGAAAAAUAUAAAAUUUUAGAUUUUGAAUGCUGAAAUUUGUGCUUAAUAUAUUGCAAUUAUUUAUCAAAACUAAGCAACAUAUAAUUUUAUAAUGGUUAAUGCUAAUAACAAUUAGAUGAAUAAAUUCUUCUGUUAUGUAUAUAGCAGUUCAUUACUAAAGUUAAUCGUUACUGUUUUGCAUAUCAUCAUAAAAAAUAGAUAUUUUUAUGAUAUAAGCAACCAUAUCUAUGCAAAAUGUAGAUAAUGA
This is a messenger RNA of Tetrahymena thermophila SB210, 1953 nucleotides long. RefSeq lists its product as hypothetical. The transcript has 4 exons. NCBI's taxonomy places the organism in Eukaryota, Ciliophora, Oligohymenophorea, Hymenostomatida, Tetrahymenidae. The record is from RefSeq and is a predicted model, not a curated record.